Messenger RNA from Aspergillus lentulus, 1440 nucleotides. RefSeq names its product LLM class flavin-dependent oxidoreductase. The record is from RefSeq and is a predicted model, not a curated record. NCBI's taxonomy places the organism in Eukaryota, Fungi, Ascomycota, Eurotiomycetes, Eurotiales, Aspergillaceae. Gene Ontology annotation, molecular function: monooxygenase activity; oxidoreductase activity, acting on paired donors, with incorporation or reduction of molecular oxygen.
AUGACAGACGGACCACAAAAGUCGCUCAUCCUCAAUGCGUUCGUUGAGAUGUGCAGCGGCCAUCAGUCCCCAGGACUGUGGCGCCACCCAGAAGAUGAAUCCCACAGGUUCAACGACGUAGACCACUGGAUCGAGCUGGCACAGUUGUUGGAAUCAGCCAAGUUCCAUGGCAUCUUCAUCGCGGACGUCCUAGGUGGCUACGACGUGUACAAAGGGCCCCGGAACCUCUCUCCGGCGAUUGCUUCCGGCGCACAAUGGCCCGUCAAUGAACCGCUAGCCGUGGUAUCCGCAAUGGCAGCUGCGACAAAGAAUAUCGGAUUUGGGGUGACGGUGACGACGACCUAUGAGCAGCCAUAUCAUUUGGCUCGGCGGUUGUCGACGGUCGAUCAUUUGUCCAAGGGACGAUUGGGAUGGAAUGUUGUCACCGGCUAUCUGGACUCGGCAGCUCGGAACCUGGGCCAUGCACAGCAACCUCAGCAUGACGACCGAUACGCUGUCGCCGAAGAAUACGUGCGAGUAACCUAUAAACUCUGGGAGUCGUCGUGGCGGGACGAUGCUGUGGUCCUCGAUCGUGAACGCGGAAUCUACACCGAUCCUAGCCGUGUCCGGGAGAUCAACCACAACGGCAAAUACUUCACCGUCCCCGGUCCACAUCUGUGCCAACCGAGCCCGCAGCGUACGCGUGUCAUCCUCCAGGCCGGCACCUCCAAGGCAGGCAAGACGUUUGCCGCACAACAUGCGGAGGCGAUCUUUGUGGCCGGACACAGCCCUGCAGUCGUUGCGAGGAAUAUUGCAGAGAUACGGGCUAUGGCACAGGCACAAUUCGGACGUGAUCCAAAGAGCAUCAAGUUCUUGGCGCUUUUGUGCCCGGUUUUGGGCCGGACGGAGGAGGAGGCACGGGAGAAAUUCCAGUACUAUCGCAGCCUGGGCUCGAUCGAUGGUGCUUUGGCGCUCUUUGGCGGGUGGACAGGAAUCAACUUAGACACGUAUGGUGAUGACGAAGAGCUGCGACACGUAGAAAGCAAUGCAAUUCGGUCCGCCGUCGAGGGCUGGUCCAAAUCAACACCCGAAGUCGCGAAAUGGACCAAGUCAACGGUUGGUCAGCAUAUCACAGUGGGAGGUCUGGGUGCUACGCCAGUAGGAACACCAGCCCAGGUAGCGGAUGAGAUGGAACGCUGGGUGAGAGAAGCCGAUGUUGACGGAUUUAACCUGGCCUACGCUAUCAAGCCGGGAUCCUUCAAAGAUAUCAUCGACUUGUUGAUUCCCGAACUUCGGCGACGCGGACUGUUCUGGGAGGAUUAUGCUGUCGAGAGGGGAACGUAUCGGGAGAAUCUGUAUGGCAAGCCAGGGCAGACAGGUCCCCUGGAGGAUCAUCCUGCGUCCAGGUACCGCUGGCAUGCGGGAGUAGACGCUGCCGAUCAUAAGAUUCCCGAAAACUAG